Messenger RNA from Nicotiana tabacum (common tobacco), 633 nucleotides. The record is from RefSeq and is a predicted model, not a curated record. NCBI's taxonomy places the organism in Eukaryota, Viridiplantae, Streptophyta, Magnoliopsida, Solanales, Solanaceae.
AUGGAAACACCACCCAAGUCACCCAAUAUACCACCGGAACCACCGGACGACACCGUCAUGGAAGAAGACACUAACCAACAACACUCAUACAAAGAAAUGUUACUGGACAAACAAAGUACUACACAAGCAGAGUAUUUCACAACGGGAACUCAAUCUACGUUCACACAAGGAAAAGGGAAGGAAUCAACAGGACCUAUAAUUCUCUCACAGGAGGAUAAGAACAGGCUCUAUGAACCAUGGCGCUUCUCAGUCAUAAUCAAGUUAUUUGGAAAAAAAAUGUCACACUACCUUCUCCGUUCUAAGCUACUUGACUUAUGGAGUCCAUCCAAACAGUUGAUUUUGAUUGACCUAGGAUGGGACUUUUUCAAAGUCAAAUUUAGUAAAGAGGAGAACCUAGUGAAAGCCAUACAAAAAGGGCCAUGGUUCUUAUUAGAAAACUUCCUCUCAGUAAGAAGAUGGGAACCCAAAUUCGUUCCACAGGAAGCAACCCUUUCUUUCACUGCAAUUUGGGUGAGACUACUACAAUUGCCAACAGAAUUUUAUGAUAAUGAAGUCCUUGAAAAGGUGGGUCAGAAACUGGGAAAACUCCUAAAAAUUGAUACAUGUGCCUCAGCCACCCUCAGAGGAAGGUAA